Limanda limanda (common dab) is the source of this 3842-nucleotide messenger RNA. Its product is annotated as claspin. Bases 219 to 3653 code for a protein of 1144 amino acids. NCBI's taxonomy places the organism in Eukaryota, Metazoa, Chordata, Actinopteri, Pleuronectiformes, Pleuronectidae. The record is from RefSeq and is a predicted model, not a curated record. The transcript is spliced from 17 exons.
UUUGACGCUAACGUGAAUUCUCCAGUGAGGGAAACAAUUCGUCUGCUGUUUGAAUGAGUGUGUACGUGUCUGCUAACGCGAUUCCAAUCGAAACAACAGGAAGUGCUAAACAAUACAUGUUGUUGUUGACUAGCUAGCUGCUAGCUGGGCUCCGGCUGUGGAAGGGAAACACUCAUGACACGUUACUGUUGAGAAGAAGACUCGGCUUCGCUACGUCGAUGGAGACCAAGUACCCCACCCUGAGGCGACCAAAGAGGAAGCUCUGCUACCUUACAAACAAAGACAGUGAGUCUAAAAAAUGGACGGGGAACAUGACACUUGGAGAUGUUGAUAAGAUGUUUGAUGACUUAGAUUCACCCUCACGUGACGAUGGCCUGUUGUCCACUUCUCCUCUGCUCCAGACUUCUGAUACCAGGACACCACACAGUGACAGAGCGGCUUCACCGGCUCCACAGGAGGGACACCAAUCUGAAAAACUCCCACCAUGCGAAAAGGGUCCUGAAGGAGCUGCCCAUCCUGCCAUUAGGACACCCAGUCCUCAACUUGACAUAGUUUCAGACUUAUUUAAACUGCAUGAGCCAGUGAAGACAUCCAGCCCUAUUGAAGAAAUUGUGAGUGUAGUGAAUGUAGAAGAGGAGAAGAAUGAUGGAAAACAAUCUGUGUCUCCAAUCCUCUUUGACUGUGGAGAGGAAGAAAAGGAGGAGGCACAGGUGCAGCCACCAACCCUCCAAGAACCCCAGGUCAAUGGGCACGUACCCGAAAUAAUUGGUGACUCUGGUUUGGAUACGCCUCCAAUGAAGCUUGCUUUUAAAAGACCCACGGUGUCCACUCACAAAAACAAGGUGGACGGGUCAUGCAAAGACAGUCAGCCAGUCACAGAAAAAACACACGAGAAACCACAGACAGCCGUUCUCAAGUGCAAAAGAAAAACACACAGACAAGAAAGCACAGACAAACCCGUGGGAGCAGUGACACAGGAGCCUGAACUCACAGCUCCUGACAAACAGUCAACAAGUGUUUACAGUCAGUCUCUGGGUGAGACGUUCACCCGCGUGGGAAACAACUUGUCAGCGUUUCUACAGAAGCUCAGACAUGCUGGACAGUCCAAACCUGCAUGUGGCAGGAAGUCGCUGACACCAGUUAAAGCUCCUCCUCCUCCUCCCGAGCCAGAGGACGAUUUCCUGAUUUUGGAGGAUGAUGCACCUCUGUGGUUCACCAUCCCAAGUAAAACUGCCACAAGUAAGAGACAGAAGCACAGCAGAACUGACAGCUCGGACAAAGACAGCUCAACAGACAAGGCAACAAAGGACGGUCCGCAGGAGACUGGGCAAAAAGUGGUGGAAUCAGAAAAGGCUGAACUGGGAAUUCAUCCCCUUGAUCCCUCAAAAGAGAGGAAAAAAAGGCCAGAGAAGAAGAAUAAAGUAACUGGGCCUGGAAAUGAUAAGGAUGUAUUGACCACUCCUGAAGAUCCUCCCUCGGGUGACUUGAAGGAACGAGAGAAGCCAAAUAAAAAGAAACGGCAACAACAGCUAAAGAAGAUUCCAUCGAAAGAGAGCGACAAGGCAGAAGAGGAACCUAAAGACACAGCCAGCAGGAAAACGGAUAAAGAAAAACUCUCUCAGAAAACGGAAAAGAAGAAAAGCGCGAAGUCUUCAAAAGAUGUGAAAGAAGUGGCCAAGACGAACACGGGUAAAUCAUUAAAGCGGACCAGGAAAGUGACGCAGAGUCCUGAAGACAUAAAGGAGACAGCGAGUGACGAGGCAGUGAAGGAGCAAAGUGAAGAUCACAACAAAGCGAAACCAGGAGAUGUUGAAGACUUGGGUUCUCUGUCAGACAAACAAUUCAUGACGUCUGACGCACAAACGGACAACAAACUGGCCGCUGUGACUAAAUCGAGUUCGUCUGAAGAAAGUCAGAAUCUUGGGAGAAAGAAAAGGAAACCAAUUGGACAGGGGUGGAUGAGCUCUAGUGAGAGCACAGAAGAAACCAAGUUCCCAGAAAACCAGCUCACACACAAGAGGUCCAAACAGCACAACAAAGAGCCCAGCUCAGCAGAAGCUUCACCUGUAAAGACUAAGAAGGUCAAAGUUUUAAAGAAAGCAAAUCAGAAACGGCCUGUAACGUCGACCAGUCAGAGCACAACUAAAGGCAAAGGGAAGAAAACCAGACAAAACAAAAACAGACUUGCAGGAGGAGACGCACCAAACACAAUGAGAGCGGCAGAUGAAGUGUUACCGAUGGACAUGGAGCAGAUUGAAGCGCAGCAGCACCAGCCAGAGGAGGUCCUUGAGCAAUCUAGCCCCAUCUUUCAAGAGAGAGACGUCAAUCAUAACUCAGGGCCGACGGUAUUUCAGAAAGUCUACCAUGAUGUCUCUGAGAAAAUGUCUGACACAUCAGCGUCUGUCUCUCCCAGAAGACCUCAGGAGCAUCUCAGGGCAGAAGUUCCAGAGAAACGGAGGAGGAAGCCUCCCGGUGACUGGUGGACGACGGAUAGGGUUUCUGAGGAGGUGGCGAGCGUCUCAACAUAUCGUCAGCAGUUUACACCAAAGGAGUCCAAAUCUCAUAAAGAGAGUAAACAACUUUCCAUACAGGAACCGGAGCAACGGAGGAGGAAGCCUCCCGGUGACUGGUGGACGACGGAUAGGGUGUCUGAGGAGGUGGCGAGCGUCUCCACAUAUCGUCAGCAGUUUACACCAAAGGAGUCCAAAUCUCAUAAAGAGAGUAAACAACUUUCCAAACAAGAACCGAGCCGAUCUCCUGGACUUGGAACUCCCAUAAAAGGCAAGAUGGUGGUUGCAUCCAAAACACCAGGGACAGCUGAAGUGCCUCUGCUGGAACCGAGGCCAAUGUUCGCUCCGAAAAACACCAGACGCACUCUGGCCACGUUUAAAGACAUUUUCACGUCGGUGUCAGAGACCCCGACUGUGGUCAGCAGCAAACACGCAGUUCACAAUAACAGAUGUGAACCUGCAGAGGUUUCAGUCAUUCACCAUGUUACGUUCACUCCGACUGAUAAAGACACAAACAGCGUGGAUGCCGGUGAAUUCAGGAGCCCACAGAACAGCCCCCCCACACAUGAUACCCCACAGGACAGCAGCUGUCAGCCAGAGAACACGUUAAAAGGCCGGAGAAGUGGACCGUCCUCUAUGAUUGAGGUUCAAGAGUAUGAGAACUUGAGUCUGCAGCCAUCCAGCGUCCAGGGUGUGCUCUCUGUGUCGGAUCUGUGCGCUCCUCCUCUCAAACCACUGGUCCUGCAGCCGGAGGACAAGGCCCACCUGACGGAGAUGUUUAAGACUCUCUGGCCUUCCACUGAAGACGAUGACUGUGAGAUCUCUCCGGAUUAUUUCGACUGGUACUUCUAUCAAGGCAAGGUGUGUGGCUUCCAGGUGGAUUUGAACUGCAGCUCCAUCUGUAAUGGGAAGCUUCUGCUGGGCUCCUACAUGAAGAAGCCUCUGUGGGUGGAUCACAGCGCCACCACGGUUUUUAACAUAUUAACAAGCUCUGUUGCUGUAAUCAUCGACGGCAGGAAGUCACACUUCCACCCAGGACAAGCCUUCAUGGUGCAGAGUGGACACGCCUACAGCCUAAACAACGUCACCGCUCAGCCCGCAGUUCUCUACUUCACCAGGAUAUUAGCCGACAGCUCGGAAUGAAGUCACAUGUUCCUUUCAAAUGACCAGAUGCCUUAGGACGUUAAAACCAGACUGGAGCUGUGGGAAUUUACUUUGUAAUUAAACUUACUCACAUUUUGUAUUGAAAAUGAAAUUUAAGUUGUAAAUAGAAGAAAAAAGGCUGUAAUUUUUCUUUAUGUUCUGAAAGUUAGCUGUGCUCAAAGCAUUUGA